AUGACACGUACAACCGAUCCAGCUGGUCCUGAGCCUUCCUCUGUCUCGGGUCUAUCCAGUCUCCAGCUGACACCUGACAGCGAUCCAACCAGUCCUGAUCCUGACCCUGACCCUGAGCCAAUGGAUCCCCAGCCAGGUGCAUCCAAUCAUGAGCUGCCACCUCACACCGAUCUGGUUGAUUCUCAGCCAAUGAAUGUCUCUCGUCAGUCCAGUCUUAAACUGACACCUGAUCUCAAGCAAGAACCUGUCCCAGGUCCGUCUGGCCUUCAUUCAGAGUUAACAUCCCUUCCGGGUCCAGCUGUCGGAUCAUUUUUCUCCCUUUAUGAUGUGGGAGUGUCACUGGGAUCAGGAAAUUUUGGCACUGUUUAUGAGGGGACUCGUCGAUCUGAUGGUCAGAAGCCUGGGAGUAUCAGACCUCUGCUGGGGGAAGUGGCUCUAAAUCUGGUGGUGCGAGAGCCUCCUCAAAGCCCCAACAUUGUCCAAAUGUAUGAAUGGUUUGAGCAGCAUCAUCGGUACAUCUUGAUUUUGGAAUAUCCACAUCCAUGUGAGACCUUGCUCAGCUUCACCUUGAGCAACGGAGGUUAUCUUGAAGAAACUGUGGCACGUGGCUUAAUGCGCCAAGCGGUGCUCGCAGCCAAACACUGUCUGGACCGGGGUGUCUUUCACCGUGACAUCAAGUCGGACAACAUCCUGGUCAACACAGAGACACUGCAGCUCAAAUUAAUAGACUUUGGCUGUGGCAAACUUUUUGAAACUUCUGACUAUGAUGAGUACACAGGGUGUCCAGCGGUCAAAGCUACGGUCAAGUCUUUGGGUGUUCUGCUGUUCAGAAUGGUGAAUGGAAUCAGCUUUGUAGAGAUGCAGAUGAUUCCCUCCUCCACUUUAUCCAGUGGUUAUGAGGAGUAG
Molecule: messenger RNA, 906 nt
Organism: Carassius gibelio (silver crucian carp)
Lineage: Eukaryota; Metazoa; Chordata; Actinopteri; Cypriniformes; Cyprinidae
Product: serine/threonine-protein kinase pim-2-like
Exons: 5
Coding region: 1-906 (301 amino acids)
Biological process (GO): protein autophosphorylation; negative regulation of apoptotic process; regulation of mitotic cell cycle
Cellular component (GO): cytoplasm
Molecular function (GO): ATP binding; protein serine/threonine kinase activity
Source: RefSeq, a predicted model, not a curated record